AUGAGCUGGCCUAACGGAAACAUGAUGUGCGAUGUUAUGCCAACGAUAAAUGAAGAUGGUAUUGAUGUUAAUACCGAAGAACAUCCUUCUUCACAUGACAAUAACAUCGAACAGCUUAUGGUCAAUAUGCUUGAAGAUCGGGAUAAACUCCAAGAGCAGCUAGAGCAAUAUAAGAAGACUAUUGAAACAAAAGAUCAUCAGGCAAAGUUAUGGGAAAAGGAAAAAGAAAGUCUCCUCAGGCAAAUAAAUCUGCACACUCAGAGCUUACCACCCGAAUUGCAAAUUUUAACGCGAGAACUCAUACAGCUUAGAGAAAGCCUUUUAGAGAAAGAUGAAGAAAUAGUUGAAUUAAAAGCCGAGCGUAAUAACACUCGACUGUUAUUAGAACAUCUAGAAUGUCUUGUUUCUCGUCACGAACGUUCCUUACGGAUAACUGUGAUGAAAAGACAACAACAGAAUCAAGCAGGAGUAUCUUCAGAAGUAGAAGUGUUGAAAGCUUUGAAAAGUUUAUUCGAGCAUCACAAAGCCUUAGAUGAGAAAGUCAGAGAACGACUAAGAGUUGCCAUGGAACGCGUAGCUACAUUAGAAGAUGAUUUGACAAUAAAGAAUGAUGAAAACAUUCAAUUGAAAUCUCGCAUAGCUGUCUAUGUGAGUGAAGCUGGCGACUCACAAAAGUUAGAUGAAAAAACGAAUGGUGGAACAGGUAUUGAUUCAGCUCGCAUGUUAGACAUGCAGGAAGCUUGCGAACGUUUGAGAUCGGAACUUCAAAAUGCUGUUAAACAGACCGAAGACUUAUUCCGGAGAAAUGCCGAUUUGGAAGAAGAGUUAUCUAAUUCUCAAGAGCAGCAUCAAUCGGUUCAAGAUCAGAUAGUGAAGUUCAAAAAUCAACUUCAAGAAGCAGAAGCUCAAAAAGUAGAACAACAACGAAGAUUUGAUUCGCUCGAAAAUAGAUAUAUGAGUUCGCAACGCGAAUUCACAUGCAUCAGAGAUCUGAACGACAAGCUUGAGCAUGAGUUGGCAAAUAAGGAUGCCUCUGUAAGACUGAACGAGGAAAAAGUGUAUUCUCUUCAAAACAAAUUGGAGUUGGCAGAAAAACAACUUGCGCAAUCACUCAAAAAAGCUGAAAGCUUGCCUACAGUAGAAGCCGAACUACAGCAGAGAUUGAAAGCAUUGUCAGUGGCCGAGCAGAAACAAUUGUCAGCUGAAGAGAGAAUACAUGCCGUAGAGAAGCAGAUGAGUGAAAAGGCAGGAGAAUUGGAUCGAGCUUUGCAAAGAGAGCAGAUGAACGAAGAACAUAACCAGCGAUUAAGUUCUACUGUAGACAAACUUCUAUCAGAAUCGAAUGAUCGUCUUCAAUUGCAUCUCAAAGAGCGCAUGCAGGCUUUAGAUGAUAAAAAUCGGCUGACGCAAGAGCUUGAAAAUAGUAAAAAAUUGAUGCAUCAAGCUGAAAGGGCGGUCGACCGCUUCCAACGGGAGAAUGAUUCGUUAAAAGCAGAUGUUGAUCAUUUGAGAAGGCAGUUAUAUAGCAAUCGAACAGCUCAGUUUACGUCAAAGAUCAAUUCCUCGCAUUGCAAUCUCAUUUCCGGACAGAAUAGCUGUUAUACGCCAGGAGAUCUAAUAACCACUUAUCUAUCAAGUAAUGAGCCACCUGCUGCAUCAUAUGCAACCGUCGGGGCUAGAAGGGCUAGGAAGGGCCGGGUCGCAUUACAGAAUGACGCAACAAAAGUCCAAACGUUGAAUGAAGAAGAAUGGGAUCGUCUGCAGCAGGCACAUGUGCUGGCAAAUGUUCAACAAGCCUUCUCUUCAUCACCGUCUCUAAUCGACAUGAAUACAUCGGUCCAUCAAAACGACCCUCUAGCUGGAGCAGAUAAUACAAUGUUAGCUUCAAUGCUUCAAGACCAUCUGGAUGCAAUCAACUCGGAGAUUAAUAUGAUUAAUCAAGAGAAGGAGUUAGCAGAGAAAGCCGUGGACCAAUAUGAAAAACAAGUCAGAUUAGGAUACUACUCUGAUCACUCUCCUACACGUAGCUCACCGCAAACAUAUUCAUCAGAGUUUGCUGGAAACAAAUAUUUCACACUUCCCAAUAGGUCUUAUCAGGAUAACGACUAUCCACAAAGCGCAGUUCUGGAUGACUCUAUUCUCAGUUUGAAGAACAACGCAUCUUUAUAUCGUUUAAAGAAAAAUCAGCUGAAUGCUCAAAACGAUAUUGACAGACUGAGCCCAGUAUCAUCUGUGGCUUCAUCUUCUAAUGGUUACACAACUAAAAAGAAGCGUAGUACUAGUUCUUCUGGUUUCCGAACACUAGGCAGACUUUUCACGAAAAAGAAAUCUCAAACUAUCUUAGGAAACGAAGGAUCGUUUUCGGAUUCUGAAAUAACAUCCGGUAUGGAUGGAAGAUUUGAGAAAGCAAAUGAAUGUGAUAGAAGGAAUAAGAAGAAACAUGAGUUACUUGAAGAGGCUUUAAAAGCAAGAACACCAUUUGCUUUAUGGAAUGGACCAACAGUUGUAGCAUGGCUUGAGCUAUGGGUGGGUAUGCCAGCUUGGUAUGUCGCUGCAUGUCGAGCCAACGUCAAGUCCGGAGCAAUAAUGUCGGCUCUUAGUGACCAGGAAAUUCAAAGGGAAAUUGGAAUAAGUAAUCCGCUACAUCGACUGAAGCUGCGUUUGGCUAUCCAAGAAAUGGUUUCUCUGACUUCCCCAUCCGCUCCUCGUUCGACUAGGGAAAAUUUCGCUCUAAGAGAUAUGAAUCACGAAUGGGUUGGAAAUGAAUGGUUACCAAGUUUAGGACUGGGUCAAUACAGAUCUGCAUUUAUGGAAUGUUUGUUAGAUGCUCGCAUGUUGGAGCAUCUAUCAAAGAGAGAUUUAAGAUCACAUUUACAUAUGAUUGAUAGCUUCCAUCGAGCUAGUUUACAAUAUGGAAUUUUAUGCUUGAAAAAGCUUAAUUAUGAUAAGAAAGUGUUGCAAUCUCGUCGUCAAGCUUGCGAGGAGUUAAACACUGAUCUACUUGUUUGGUCAAACGAACGAGUUCAAAGAUGGGUAGAAGAGAUCGGAUUAGGAUCAUAUGCUCCCAAUCUUCAUGAAAGUGGAAUUCACGGUGCACUUAUAGCAUUAGAUGAGACAUUCGAUGCGUCAACUUUCGCAGUAUCUUUACAAAUUAACCCAUUAGAUAAACAAGUCCGAAAAGUCUUAGAAUCAAAUUUCAUUCAGCUCAUACGUGACUUCCGAAAUAAUGGUGGUUACAACUUAUAA
Auanema sp. JU1783 is the source of this 3246-nucleotide messenger RNA. The record is from the annotation of a GenBank genome assembly. NCBI's taxonomy places the organism in Eukaryota, Metazoa, Nematoda, Chromadorea, Rhabditida, Rhabditidae.